AUGUACUAUGACUACCACAUACAAAACUUUACGAAGCAGCGUCUCCAUAAAACUUUGGAACCCGGUCAGGAGGCUUCUCUUUAUUACAGGUUCAGGCCAGCAGUUGAGUUAGCUGGUCGAUCAUUCGAUCUUUCUGUGGUUGUUUACUAUCACGAUAACAAUAACAUUUAUUAUGCCCAUAAGUUAUUUAGUCAAACUAUUAAUCUUUAUGAGAUUGAAGAGGGCGUAGACACACAGUUAAUAUUCCUCGUUGUUCUGGUGAUUGCUCUCAGUAUUGCAGUACUCAUUGGCGCGUGGCACUGGUUCACUUCAAAGGCUCAUCGUCGUCAGCCUACCAAACAGUCUUCGAAGUUGGUCGAAAAUAAUGCUGACAGCAGUGUAGUGGAGAAUGAAUAUUUAGCACUGAUCAAUGAUAAGUCUCAAGCGAAGAAAGGUCGAUCUGACCAGACGGUACGUCGCCGACAAGGAAGGCGUUGA
Molecule: messenger RNA, 477 nt
Organism: Trichobilharzia szidati
Lineage: Eukaryota; Metazoa; Platyhelminthes; Trematoda; Strigeidida; Schistosomatidae
Source: the annotation of a GenBank genome assembly